AUGAUGAAAUACAUACUGUCGUGCAUUUUGGUAGUGUUGUCGUUACAGCUUGUUGCCUGUGUUGCUCAAAAAAAGACGUCAGUCGCUCCUACAAGCAAUGUAAACAAAAUAACAAACAACGGAACUAUUGCAAGCUCAAGUAAGAACGAGCCAACAACUUUAAAGCCAAGCAAUGGCACUAAGGAAAAUGGGACACUGAGCGGGGGUGGUGGCAUAUUUCAACAAAUAAAGGAUAACAAAGAUAUGUUAACUAGAACGUUCUAUGUGAUGUUAGGAGUUACCAGUAUUGUUGUCAUUUAUUUUGUGGUUCGAGCUUGGAGAUCAAAAAGGAGGCAGAAUAAGUCUAGAAAGUAUGGACUUUUGGCUACUUCUGGUGCUGAUUUAGAAAUGGAGCCCCUUGAUAGAGAUGUAGAUGAUGAUGAUGAAAUGACAAUGUUUGAGAGGCAAAGAUAA
Messenger RNA from Ruditapes philippinarum (Manila clam), 453 nucleotides. Its product is annotated as membrane protein FAM174-like. The record is from RefSeq and is a predicted model, not a curated record. NCBI's taxonomy places the organism in Eukaryota, Metazoa, Mollusca, Bivalvia, Venerida, Veneridae. Bases 1 to 453 code for a protein of 150 amino acids. The transcript is spliced from 2 exons.